UGAGGGACAGGUUUAAAAUGUUUCCUUUCGAUAGAGAUCGAUCCUGAUCAAACUUGGAUCAUCUUCAGUCUACAGUCUCCACCUCCAUGUUCUUCCUCAUUGGCUGGAAACGUUGUGGACUUUGCCACAUUUACAGGUGAAAUUCUGACUGCUUCCAGAAAGGAGUUCACCUCUGUGUAAACUACAUGGAUCAGUGUGAGGACAGAGAGGAGGGAGUCCCUCCCUCUAAAACCACUCUGUGUGGGGAACAUGAGAGCCAGACCAAAGCUCAGAGGAAAAGACGAGGAACUAAACGUAAACCUGAACCUGGACCUGAACCCAGCUGUGUGUCCUUAAAGAGUGACCGGUCUAAAAGUCCACCCAUUGGAUUUAAAGUUCAGCGUGCAUCUGCUGCAGAGAGAGUGGUCCAGGAGAGCUCAGAGGGUCCCAGUGGUCAGUCUGCCCAGCAGCAUCAAACACACCUGGACUCCAUAUUUAAGCUGCUGGAGGACAACAUCAUCACUUUUGUGAAGAACGAACUGAAGAAGAUCCAUAAGCUUCUGAGUCCAGAUUACUCAGAAUGCUUAGAAAGGGAGGAUGAAGAGCAGAAGAGGAGCAGCAGAGAGGCAUUUGUGAAGAUCACACUGGACUUCCUGAGGGGAAUGAAGCAGGAGGAGCUGGCAGAGCGUCUGCAGAGCAGAGCUCCUAUUAAAAACUUCCAGUGGGGCCAGACUCAACUUAAAUCUAAUCUGAAGAACAAGUUCCAGUGUGUGUUUGAGGGCAUCGCUAAAACAGGAAACCCAACCCUCCUGAAUCAGAUCUACACAGAGCUCUACAUCACAGAAGGAGGGGCUGCAGAGGUCAAUGAUGAACAUGAGGUCAGACAGAUUGAAACAGCAUCCAGGAAACUGGACAGCCUAGAAGAAACAAUCGGACAAGAAGAUAUCUUUAAAGGCUCACCUGGAAGAGAUAAACCAAUCAGAACAGUGCUGACAAAGGGAGUGGCUGGCAUUGGGAAAACAGUCUUAACACAGAAAUACACCCUCGACUGGGCUGAAGACAAAGCCAACCAGGACAUCCAGUUCAUGUUUCCAUUGACUUUCAGAGAGCUGAAUGUGCUGAAAGAGGAAAAGUUCAGCUUGGUGGAACUUGUUCAUCACUUCUUCACUGAAACCAAAGAAGCAGGAAUCUGCAGCUUUGAAGACUUCCAGGUUGUGUUCAUCUUUGAUGGUCUGGAUGAGUGUCGACUUCCUCUGGACUUCCACAAAACUACAAUCCUGACUGACCCUAGAAAGUCCACCUCAGUGGAUGUGCUGCUGACAAACCUCAUCAGGGGGACCCUACUUCCCUCUGCUCACCUCUGGAUAACCACACGACCUGCAGCAGCCAAUCAGAUCCCUCCUCAGUGUGUUAGCAUGGUGACAGAGAUCAGAGGGUUCACAGACCCACAGAAGGAGGAGUACUUCAGGAAGAGAUUCAGAGAUAAGAAGCAGGCCAGCAGGAUCAUCUCCCACAUCAAGACAUCACGAAGCCUCCACAUCAUGUGCCACAUCCCAGUCUUCUGCUGGAUCACUGCUACAGUUCUGGAGGAUGUGCUGAAAACCAGAGAGGGAGGAGAGCCGCCCAAGACCCUGACUGAGAUGUACAUCCACUUCCUGGUGGUUCAGGCCAAAGUGAAGAAGGUCAAGUAUGAUGGAGGAGCUGAGACAGAUCCACACUGGAGUCCAGAGAGCAGGAAGAUGAUUGAGUCUCUGGGAAAACUGGCUUUUGAUCAGCUGCAGAAAGGAAACCUGAUCUUCUAUGAAUCAGACCUGACAGAGUGUGGCAUCGAUAUCAGAGCAGCCUCAGUGUACUCAGGAGUGUUCACACAGAUCUUUAAAGAGGAGAGAGGGCUGUACCAGGACAAGGUGUUCUGCUUCAUCCAUCUGAGUGUUCAGGAGUUUCUGGCUGCUCUUCAUGUCCAUCUGACCUUCAUCAACUCUGGAGUCAAUCUGCUGGAAGAACAAAAAUCAACCUCCCAGAAGUCUGAAACAGGAGAAUCUGCAGAGAAAUCCUUCUACCAGAGUGCUGUGAACAAGGCCUUACAGAGUCCAAAUGGACACCUGGACUUGUUCCUCCGCUUCCUCCUGGGUCUUUCACUGCAGACCAAUCAGAGACUCCUACAAGGCCUGCUAACACAGACAGGAAGUAACUCACAGACCAAUCGAGAGACAGCCCAGUACAUCAAGAGGGUGAUUAAUGAGAAUCUAUCUACAGAGAAAAGCAUCAAUCUGUUCCACUGUCUGAAUGAACUGAAUGAUGGUUCUCUAGUGGAGGAGAUCCAACAGUCCCUGAGAUCAGGAAGUCUCUCCACAGAUAAACUGUCUCCUGCUCAGUGGUCAGCUCUGGUCUUCAUCUUACUGUCAUCAGAAGAAGAUCUGGAUGUGUUUGACCUGAAGAAAUACUCUGCUUCAGAGGAGGCUCUGCUGAGGCUGCUGCCAGUGGUCAAAGCCUCCAACAAAUCUCUCUUGGGUGGCUGUAACCUCUCAGAGAGAAGCUGUAAAGCUCUAUCAUCAGUUCUCAGCUCCCAGUCCUCCUGUCUGAGAGAGUUGGACCUGAGUAACAACAACCUGCAGGAUUCAGGAGUGAAGCUUCUGUCUGCUGGACUCCAGAGUCCAUACUGUAAACUGGAAGGUCUCAGUCUGUCAGGCUGUCUGAUCACAGAGGAAGGCUGUACUUCUCUCGCCUCAGCUCUGAGCUCCAACCCCUCCCAUCUGAGAGAGCUGGACCUGAGCUACAAUCAUCCAGGAGACUCAGGAAUGAAGCUGCUGUUGGCUGGACCGAAGGAUCCACGCUGGAGACUGGACACUCUCAGGGCGGAGCCUGCUGGAGUGCGAUGGCUGAUCCCAGGUCUGAGGAAGUAUUCCUGUCAACUCACAAUCGACACAAACACAGUACACACAAAGCUACAACUGUCUGACAACAACAGGAAGGUGACACGUGUGGAGGAGGUUCAGUCAUAUCCUGAUCAUCCACACAGGUUUGAAUACUGGGCUCAGCUGCUGUGCAGAGAUGGUCUGACUGGUCGCUGUUACUGGGAGGUCGAGUGCAGAGGAGAGGUUUAUAUAUCAGUGAGUUAUGGAACACUCCCCAGGAGAGGUCGCACCGACUCGGAGUUUGGAUUUAACAAUCAGUCUUGGAGUCUGUACUGUUCUGAUGAAGGUCCUCUUUACAUCUGGUACGAUAACAGAAAAACAGUCCUCUCCUCCUCCUCUUCCUCCUCCUCCUCCUCCUCCUCUGUCUCUAACAGAGUAGCAGUGUAUGUGGACUGUCCUGCUGGCACUCUGUCCUUCUACAGAGUCUCCUCUGACACUCUGAUCCACCUCCACACCUUCAACACCACAUUCACUGAACCUCUUUAUCCUGGGUUUGCAAUCUGGUCUCCUGGUUCCUCAGCAUCUCUGUGCUGAGUUUAGUGUAAAGAGCGUCCUCCUGUUAGAGAAACUCUGACUGUUGAACAGAUAGUUCAGUCUGUACAUGUCUGUCUCUUUCACUCACAAACACGUUUUCACAUUCAUGGAUUCAAUCAGUUGAUGUU
Archocentrus centrarchus (flier cichlid) is the source of this 3556-nucleotide messenger RNA. Its product is annotated as NACHT, LRR and PYD domains-containing protein 12-like. The record is from RefSeq and is a predicted model, not a curated record. Lineage: Eukaryota; Metazoa; Chordata; Actinopteri; Cichliformes; Cichlidae. The transcript is spliced from 10 exons. The coding region runs from base 186 to 3428 and encodes 1080 amino acids. Gene Ontology annotation, molecular function: protein binding.